Fusarium venenatum is the source of this 705-nucleotide messenger RNA. RefSeq lists its product as uncharacterized. Lineage: Eukaryota; Fungi; Ascomycota; Sordariomycetes; Hypocreales; Nectriaceae. The record is from RefSeq and is a predicted model, not a curated record.
AUGGCCUGCUGUAGCGUCUGCAAGAAAAGCGAACCGGGGGUUUCCCUCAAACGCUGCGCUAAAUGCUUGUCGGGAUCUUACUGUUCCAGGGAGUGCCAAAAGAAUGACUGGAAGCACCACAAAAAGGUUUGUGGAAAGGGAUCUUCUGCAUCUCCCCAAGCGACUGCGAGCAGUGGAUCACCGCCAAAGGGACUCGACCAGCCUAUCCCUGAUCCCUUUACUCGCCUGGACAAUCGAAAAUACCUGCACAAUCGCCCUGAGAAGGAUGUCUACCGCCUUCUCAUCGACUGUUACCGCCUACGUGUCGAGGACAUGUACAAACUUGAGGGCGAGAUGAUGGAGGAUAGCCUGUACAGUGGCGCCGAAGAUGGAUUGGCUGGGUUCCAAGAAUUUAUUGCCAAAAUGUCGGCGAAAAAAGGACUUCUUCCUUCCUGGUGGACACCAGAGAAGCAGACAGAGUGCGAAGAGUUCGGCAUGAACUCGCCAGAGCAGAAUUUGAAGUCUGCGACUGAUAAAGCCGGUAUUAUUGAACACUAUGGAGAUUCCCAGUUUCCCAUGCAGCUCCGUAUGCUGGGCGAAGCAGUCUACGGCAAAGCACCAGGUGGAGGUGAUGGUACAGCUAUGAGAAAGAUGCUGGCUUCCAUGGAGGCGGGUGGCAUGGAUGGAAUGGCUACCACUAUGUUUGAUGCGUCUCGUUUCCGAUAA